Molecule: messenger RNA, 3556 nt
Organism: Mustela lutreola (European mink)
Lineage: Eukaryota; Metazoa; Chordata; Mammalia; Carnivora; Mustelidae
Gene: SS18L1
Product: SS18L1 subunit of BAF chromatin remodeling complex
Exons: 11
Coding region: 104-1318 (404 amino acids)
Biological process (GO): positive regulation of transcription by RNA polymerase II; positive regulation of dendrite morphogenesis
Cellular component (GO): nucleus
Molecular function (GO): transcription coactivator activity
Source: RefSeq, a predicted model, not a curated record
CCCCCCCCCGCCCCCCGGCGACUGCGGAGAAUGAGCGCCCGGGGCCGCCGAGCGCCGCCGGAGCAGAAGCCGCGAGGAUCUCGGGCCGAUCCCGCGCGCGACCAUGUCGGUGGCCUUCGCGUCCGCCCGGCCGCGAGGCAAAGGGGAGGUCACGCAGCAGACCAUCCAGAAGAUGCUGGAUGAGAACCACCAUCUGAUCCAGUGCAUUCUGGACUACCAGAGCAAGGGCAAGACGGCCGAGUGCGCCCAGUACCAGCAGAUCCUGCACCGGAACCUGGUCUACCUGGCCACGAUCGCAGACUCCAACCAGAACAUGCAGUCCCUGCUCCCCGCCCCGCCAACCCAGAACAUGAACCUGGGCCCCGGAGCGCUGUCCCAGAGCGGCUCCAGCCAGAGCCUGCACUCCCAGGGCAGCCUCAGCGAUGCUGUUGGAACGGGCCUGCCUCCGUCCUCCCUCAUGCAGGGCCAGAUCGGCAACGGUCCAAACCACGUGUCCAUGCAGCAGACAGCCCAAAGCACGCUGCCCACCACCUCCAUGAGUAUGUCCGGCAGUGGCCAUGGCUCGGGGCCCGGCUACAGCCACUCAGGACCCACCUCACAGAGCGUGCCCCUGCAGGGCCAGGGUGCCAUCGGCAACUACGUGUCACGGGCCAACAUCAACAUGCAGUCCAACCCAGUGUCCAUGAUGCACCAGCAGGCAGCCUCGUCCCACUACAACUCGGCGCAGGGCGGCAGCCAGCACUACCAGGGCCAGUCAUCCAUCGCCAUGAUGGGCCAGAGCGGACAGGGCAGCACCAUGAUGGGCCAGCGGCCCAUGGCGCCCUACCGGCCCUCCCAGCAAGGGUCGUCCCAGCAGUACCUGGGCCAGGAGGAGUACUACGGUGGUGAGCAGUACGGCCACAGCCAGGCCGCCUCGGAGCCCAUGAGCCAGCAGUACUAUCCCGAUGGGCAUGGCGACUACGCCUACCAGCAGUCGUCCUACACGGAGCAGAGCUACGACCGGUCCUUUGAGGAGUCCACACAGCACUACUACGAGGGCGGAAACUCGCAGUACGGCCAGCAGCCGGCGGGGUACCAGCAGGGCGCAGCCCAGCCGCAGGCAGGGUACCAGCAGCAGUACUCCAACCAGCAGACCUACCCCGGGCAGCAGCAAGGCUACGGGCCGGCCCAGGGAGCCGCCUCGCAGUACCCCGGCUACCAGCAAGGACAAGGCCAGCAGUACGGAAGCUACAGGGCGUCCCAGACGGGCCCGUCCGCCCAGCAGCAGCGGCCUUACGGCUAUGAGCAGGCAAGACCCGGCGCGUCCGUGGAGACAUGACGAAGGGCCAGUAUGGGAAUUACCAGCAGUAAGCAACGAGCACUCUUGUUAGAGCCUUGCGGUGGCAUGUCCCUCCGGGGAUGGUCGGGCCAGUGGCAGUUCUGAUGAGCCAUGACCCCUCGGUCGCCCUUCCGCCCCACGCAGCGUCUGCAUGUGACGCGUGCACAUUUCAUGCUGGGUGUGAUGCCGAGCGUGCACCGCGGGCGAGAGACAGCGCUUCGGUGGUGUGACAUAUCUGGUGCUGUGUAUAGUAUUGUAUGUCUGUACAAUGGAGAGGUUGUCUCCUUUUUGUCUCCCCUCCUUGAUGUUUCUAGCUAGCGUUAGGGAUCCUUUUGUCAUCAGCGUUCCGUGCCCAGGAAUGGGGCACAGCGACAGGAUGCCACAGUCCACGUGUUCACAUAAGCGGGCCUCGGGUCUGACCCCUCACACACUUGUCGUAAUGUGGGUUGUAAACUUAUCUCUCACCGGCUACACCACAGCUGGACACAUGCCACAGCCCCUGGAUGGCCACCUCUUCCCGUGCCUCGAUGCAAGGGGCAUCUUCUAUGUUUUGGGUCAGUUUCUGUUACUCACUGAAAAGGAUAAAUAUGCUUUGUUUGGCUGUGAACAAUCUUUCCCAGAGCUUCUGUGCUCACACGCUACCUGUGUCUCUUGCCGAUUGUGUUUAUCCAAAAUGUCCUGUUUUUGUACUAAAAAGUGAAGAGGGAUCAAUGAAUAUAUUCCAAAUAAACAUACAAUUAGCCUAACCCAGGGAAGGAACGAGGGUCGUUUCUGAAGGAAAGACAGGGCAGUUCUCUGAAAUGACCGGCAUUGGCCCUUGUUUCUCUGAUGGUCGUUUCUAGGAUUUGAAUAUUUGAUAUGCCCAACUCUAAACUGGUAAAAUAUUUAUACCAAACUUCCCAAACAGUUGGCAAGUUGUUUGUUUUAUAUUAUUUCUUUUAGGACCUACUUGUGCAGAUCUCCAAGCAAGCGUCCCUUUUUCUUUUAUAGAUAUCUGAAAUUCAGAUCUUACUUUUAAAAAGAACCCCACAAAUUUUAUUGUGUUCUUCCUAACGAAAAGGAAGGGUUUUAUAUGGGGAAAUUUGAGUAAAUUUUACAUUCCUAGGACACUAAAUCCCACUUAAAUUCUAUACAAAUGGUAAAGACAGCUCACUUGCGCAAGCAUAGUCAAAGGAAAAACCCAGUAAUUCACUGAUUAGUAAAACAGACAUUCUGGCAACUUUUACCUGGACCGUAAUACCCACGUGCAUACUUUAAAAACAUCUUUGGAUAAAUGCUGACAUACUUCUAAGAACAACCGAGAAAAUUUAAAGAAAAAACAAAAACAAUUCUUGGCAUAUCAGGUCUACUGAAGAUGAUUUUUUGAAUCGGUAAGUUUCAGAAAUGUUUUAAAAGCGUAAAGUAAUUAUUUAUCCAGAGCUGUUGAAUGGUUUACAGUUUACAAGGUAUUUUAUGUUGUUUCUCUUUUGUUUUGUUGCUUGAAUGAAUCCUGACAGUCAACACUGGGAAAUAUGGGGGCAAUUACUGCUCCCAUUUUACAGAUGCAGAACCGAGGUACAGAUUAAAGACUGCCCAGAUGAGUACCGCUCCUGUUCUGGGCUUUUCCCCUCUUCUGUGGGGAUAGAACCACACAUGCUGGGCUGGGAGUGUUCAUCUGAGAGGCAUAUGGGUUUUAAAAACUCUUGACACUGGUAAGGGCUGAAAAAUAUGUAUUUAUGUUAAAUCAGUGAACUGAGAGUUCUUCAUUGCUAAAUGACACAGACAUUAGCAGUUUCGUUUAGGGAGGUGUCUCCCUCGCUUUCGUUCUGAUCUUUCUUGGCAGUUUUCAUAGAACUGAUCUGCAAACUCAAUCGGGGACUGAAAAUGUCCAACGUUCUAGAUGACUGUGAGCGUCGUUUUAGUUUCAUUCCUUGCCAAUCUGCGACUAUGCCUUUUGUGUGUGUGUGUGGUGUUUUAAGUGCGGUAUUGAUACUUCUUGAAAGGAAAGGACACUCGAACUUAUCCCAGAACUUCGGUCUGAAAUGUCUUACAUUAAGAAUUUCUUGAAUGUUGUGUAUAUAUUUUAAAAAGCACUUUGUGAAAUAGUUUGUACAUUUAUUUCCUAAUUUAUACAUGAUUUUUGGUAUUAAUAUAUUCAAUGAUCAAUAACAGAAGGUUUAUUUAAUGUGUUGCCCACUUGUAUGUAACAUUGUGGCGAGUGGCGCCCGCCGAUCUCAUUAAACGCACUGUCUUCUCCUC